AUGAACCCUCUGUGCGCCUAUCUCGGGUACCUUUUCGUCAACUACUGUCUCAAUGACAAGGUUCAAAACGAACCCAUCAAGCCCAUCAAGAACCAAACGUUCCAACUGGAGUACCAGUGGCACUACGUCAACUACACGUGGCCCACCUACGACGACUACAAAAAGGCGGUCAUCAAGCGGAAGUACGUCCCGGAAAAUGUCGCAAUCACCGGAAUCAAGUACCACAAAGGGGACCUUUACCUCGCGAUGCCCCAAAUCCGGAAGGGCGUUCCGGUAACCCUGGGUAAAAUCUCCACCGAAAGCGCCCCCAAAAGCAACCCUCUGGUGCACCCCUACCCCAGCUGGGAGCACCAGCCCCGGAGCAAAGACUGCACGACUUUACAAAGCGUCCAGAACAUGGAAAUCGACAAAAGCGGGGUCAUGUGGGUUCUGGACGGCUUCCGGAUCAACAACAACACCAGAUGCCCCCCAAAACUAGUCCUCUUCGACCUAAACAACGACGGAAAAGAGCUCCUCUCGUACAUUUUCCCCAAGGAUAUUUGCUCGAGUCAAGGGGGGCACCUGAAGGACAUUGUGAUCGAUAGCACAAACGACGGCUUCGCCUACAUCACGGACAACAGUUUCCUGGACCCGGGCCUGAUCGUCUACUCCAGGGGCCAAAACCGGGCCUGGAAACUGCGCGACCGCACGAUGUUCGACGAAGAGGACGCGUCCGGUUUUGUCGUGGGGAAUCUGACGUUCAAGGGGCUGGCGCCGCUGGACGGGAUUGCCCUCUCUCCCAUACACCCCAAGACCCGCAAUCGCCUCUUGUUCUACUCUCCUCUAGCCGGGAUGAACCUCUACGCCAUCAAGAGCAAAGUCUUGAAGAGCGAACGGUUGAUUAAUAGUGGCGAUUGGAGGAGGGCGAUCAAGGUUGUGGGGAAGAAACAAAGUCAGAGCGAUGGCUUGAUCAUGGACAACAAGGGGAAUCUCUACUAUACGCUGCCGCCCUUGUAUGGGGUUGGGAAGUGGAACAUGCACGAGGAGUUUUCCACGGCGAAAAUCAUGGCCGAGGAUAAGAAUAUGGUCUGGACGGGGAGUUUCGCCUUUGACGAGUUUGGGAAUUUGAGACUGUUGACCAACAAUAUAAAUAAGUAUAUGGACGCGGGUUUCCCGCUGAAAUUGAGCCAGGAAGUCAUGUUCAAAAUUUUCAAGUACUUCACGGGCACGAAGAGCUAUUUAGAAUCCUAA
Molecule: messenger RNA, 1230 nt
Organism: Tribolium castaneum (red flour beetle)
Lineage: Eukaryota; Metazoa; Arthropoda; Insecta; Coleoptera; Tenebrionidae
Gene: Y-3
Product: yellow-3
Cellular component (GO): extracellular region
Source: RefSeq, marked validated